AUGCCCGAAUCCUUAGUAAAUCCCCCAGAUAUGAGGGAUACUGAGAAUGUUUCGGAUCGGUUCUACUCUAGACGGCCCGAGCCUAUAUCGCUGUCGAACGUCCCGAAACUCUCCUCCCCUUUCCCUUCGCCGACCGAAGCCAAGCAUCCCCCAGUAGGGAACCAAGUAAGCAGCGGGGAAAUUGUACAAGAUGGGGAGAGUGUCAAUCACAGCAAGGGCAGGACGCCUGCAGGAAAUACCAGUGGGAUGUCGGAAAUCCUGGACGCAGAGAAUCCGGCCACGUUGAGUCUCCGACGACCAAACGACUCGAGUGUCGACAACCAAAGACAGGCAUCGAUUCAGACAGCGCCCACCUCCGUGCCCGGGUCGACUGCAUCGCCGCCUCGUCCAAGUGUGCAGUUCUCGAGAGAAACGUCCGAGAUAGAUCAUACGGCCCCCGAACCCGCAUUGUCUCGACCCUCUUCGUCGAUGGGCGAUGAUGCGGAUUCCGGGUUAAAGGGAAAGCAAUCGAUAUUUACAAAGUUGAAAGCCUUUGCGGCAUCCCCAUCGUUCGCAGCACACUCUCGCUCUGUUAGCACUGCAACAGUUGGAGAGAAUAAACCGUCGAAUGUGGACUUGGCUACCCCCGCCUCUGAAAGAGGAGAAUUUCGAUUCCCCAAUACCCUAGAGGAAGAAGGAAGUGACAUUGAUGCAGAUGCGGAGGAGAGUGCUGGGGAGCAGCGACCCCCCCGGGAACAGAAAAAAAAGCGACAGCUACGACGACAACAACAGCAACAUACUGAUUCUGCACCCGGAACCGAACCAAACACCCCGAAGAUUAUAAGUCGACCGUCGUUCCACCUGCACGGGUCCUUCACUCCCUUUGAAAACUACCGACCGGCCUUUUUCCAGCGCAGGGGAAGUGCCGGAGACCUCCCCCAGCAGCGCGAGGGUGUUUCCGAAGACGAGGGCCGUGAUCGUCUCAACAGGGAUACAGCUUGGAGGCGGAGAAGUACCUGGCUGGCCAAUGCGCGCGGGCUGAGCACUACGGGACGACAGCUGGAGGGCCAAACAAUCCAGGAAGAGAGUGCUAAGCGACCACGCAAUUUUCGACGGAUUACCGCCGGCCUGGCGGGCCCGUCUGACAACAAUGGAGAAGGCCUGGCACCGCCCUGGAGGCGUCACCGGGCAGAUCGUGGCUCUAGCCUCAGUGCGCAAAAGUGGAGGCAGAUUAAGGCAGGGUUGAAAAUGAUCGGGCAGAGACGCAAGGUCGAUAACACUGUGGACCACGCAAAGUCGGCCGAAUUGUUGGCAGAACUGGCGUCAGGAGUACCGGCUGCUCUGAUAUUGGCGAGUAUGUUCCAACGAGAUGAACAUGGCAGCAAGCGCAUCCCUAUCCUCCUAGAGCAGCUCAAAGUUCGCGUCACGGAUAGCAAGAUCGACUCGCACUCGGGAGAUCGUCACCUGGUCUUUCGAAUUGAACUGGAGUACGGCAGUGGCAUGACACGCAUGAAAUGGAUCAUCCACCGAACCUUGAGAGAUUUUGCAAACAUUCACCUGAAAUAUAAGCUCCACUUCGGGACCCAAAAAUACAUCCAAUUGCGAAACACCGAAGGGGGCCAAAACCUUCCUCGCUUCCCCCGCAGCGCGUUUCCAUACCUGCGAGGUGUUCGGGGUUUGGAUAGUGAUGCAGAAGAUGAGGAAGAUGAGGGCGGAUAUGAAACCGCAGCUGAGGCCACGAGUGGCAAUGAAAGGAUUUGUAGAAGGCAGCUACAACCACAGCAUGCACGCAGACGGUCUUCUGGUGGCAUAUCCCGCAGACUGUCAAGCCUAACGAAUCCGGAUGGAGACAACACUGCUCCCGAAGGCCCGGCUAAGCGGGACAGCUACCCAGAGCGGCAGAGGAGAAAGUUGGAAUCUUACUUGCAGAAGUUGAUUCGGUUCCUCAUCUUUAAACCAGACAGCAACCGUUUGUGUAAGUUCCUCGAACUGUCUGCCUUGGGCGUCCGUCUUGCCGCGGAAGGGAGUUAUCACGGAAAGGAGGGAUACUUGAUGAUCCAGUCAUCCAAGGGUCUUGACUUCCGGCGAGCUCUUACUCCGGGUAUGGUAAAGAAACGACAUUCGCCGAAAUGGUUUCUUGUCCGGCACAGUUACGUUGUCUGCGUUGACUCACCUGAAGAAAUGAAUAUUUACGACGUGUUCUUGGUCGACGCUUUCUUUAAGCUACAGACGCAGAAGAUCAGUCUGCGACAUCAGAAAGCGAAAGAGUUUGCGAAGUCUGCGACAGAAUCAGCAAGGCAUCCCCAACAUCACACGCUGAGACUCGAAAACUCCGAGCGAAAGCUCCGUCUGCUGGCUAGGAACGAGCGCCAGCUCCAUCAGUUUGAGGAUUCCAUCCAUUUCAUGGUCUCUAACACCCCAUGGGCGAAACCCAAUCGUUUCGACAGCUUUGCACCAGUCCGUCACAACUGCUUUGCGCAAUGGCUGGUGGACGCCCGGGACCACAUGUGGGUAGUGUCCCGAGCAAUUAACCAAGCCAAGGACGUCAUCUAUAUUCAUGACUGGUGGCUCAGCCCAGAGCUUUACAUGCGACGGCCAGCUGCAAUCAGUCAGAAGUGGCGAUUGGAUCGUCUGCUCCAACGCAAGGCUCGCGAGGGUGUGAAGAUCUUUGUCAUUAUGUAUCGCAAUAUCAACUCCGCCAUCCCUAUUGACUCGGAAUACUCCAAGUUUUCCCUCCUUGACUUACACCCGAAUGUUUUUGUCCAAAGGUCUCCAAAUCAAUUCAGACAGAAUACAUUCUUCUGGGCCCACCACGAGAAGCUUUGCAUCAUCGACCAUACCCUCGCCUUUGUGGGUGGAAUCGAUUUGUGUUUUGGGCGAUGGGAUACCCCACAGCAUCUUUUGACAGAUGAUAAGCCAACUGGGUUUGAGACGCCUGGGGGACCGAAAGAUGCAGAUCACUGUCAACUCUGGCCGGGCAAGGACUACUCCAACCCCCGUAUACAAGACUUCUACGAUCUGGACAAACCCUAUGAGGAAAUGUAUGAUCGUAAUGUGGUUCCUCGGAUGCCUUGGCAUGACAUAUCCAUGCACGUUGUUGGCCAACCGGCGAGAGAUCUUACUCGUCAUUUUGUCCAGCGGUGGAAUUAUAUCCUGCGUCAACGAAAACCGACCCGCCCAACACCUUUUCUAUUGCCUCCACCGGAUUUCGAGGCUGCCGAUCUAGAAGCUCUUGGCCUCGAUGGAACCUGUGAAGUUCAGAUCUUGCGCUCCAGCAGCAUGUGGUCGACAGGCACCCCGGAUAUUACCGAGCAUAGUAUCAUGAAUGCAUACGUCAAAUUGAUCGAGGAAUCUGAGCAUUUCGUCUACAUCGAGAACCAGUUCUUCAUUAGUACUUGCGAGAUCGAUGGCAGAAAGAUCGAAAAUUUGAUUGGUGAUGCACUCGUCGAGCGGAUUACUCGAGCUGCAAAGAACAAGGAGGCCUGGCGGGCGGUCAUUGUUAUUCCUCUGAUUCCAGGAUUCCAGAACACAGUCGAUAGCGAAGGUGGAACUAGUGUUCGUCUGAUUAUGAUGUGCCAGUACCGGAGUAUUUGCCGUGGGGAAACGUCUAUAUUUGGACGCCUUCGGGCUCUGGGAAUUGAACCUGAAGACUAUAUCCAGUUCUUCAGUCUUCGGUCCUGGGGUAAGAUUGGUCCUCAGAAGCAACUUGUUACAGAGCAGCUCUAUAUUCAUGCCAAGUGCAUGGUUGUAGAUGAUCGGGCGGCCAUUAUUGGAUCGGCCAACAUCAACGAGAGGUCUAUGUUGGGGUCACGAGACUCCGAGGUUGCAGCCGUGGUGCGCGAUACAGAUAUGAUUUGGUCUACCAUGAACGGUCGUCCUUAUCUCGUUGGGCGGUUCCCGCACACCCUUCGUAUGCGUCUCAUGAGAGAACAUCUGGGUAUCGAUGUCGACGAGUUGAUGGAACACUCACUAGCAACAGAGGAAGAGCUACGAAAGAUCCAAAUCGAGGAAGAAGAGCCAAAGCCAUCCGGAAGCCAGAAUAAGCAAGACUCAGAGUCCCUGAUGUUAGAGAAACAGGAUGAGAGGGACAUGAUCGAGCGUCGACAUCGGAUCCAGGACGAAUUUCUGUCUCGUUCAGAAGAAAUGCAUAGUUUUAAUCAUGACGUCGAUUGGGAGCAGGGCAAUAACCCGAACCUCAAGUCCAACAGGAAGCUUACUGCGGAUGCAAGAGUCACUUCCAAUCAAGAACAUAGGAACGAUGUGGACGGGCUUGGCUCUGACAAUCUGCAUUGCGCCUUGCAGGCUGGGCUGGGUGAUGGCCGGGAUUCACAGGUCCUCGAUAGCAAGAAAGAGGUCUUGGUUUCUUCCCUUGCAAGUGAGGGCAAGGGAACUAUCCAGCAACCAAAAACCUCGCCGACGAAGACCUCCCCGCGGAGUACUCCUAAUGGCAGGGAUCUCAAGGAAGCACCCCCAGCCAUUGCCCACCAUGAUGGCGAAUCGCCGCUUGUCGUGGAAGGAUUGCUAACAGCCCGCAACCCGUCGUUGCCACUGAAUGACAACGAAAUCAAUGGCAAGGGGACUCCCGUCACACCGAAAGAGAAAUUCGAUACGUUGAAGCACUCUCACCCACUUGGUUCUGAUAUCCCGCAUAUUUUCAUCGAUAAGGACUGCAUGAGAGACCCUGUCCUCGACCUCUUCUACCUGGACACCUGGCUUGCUGUUGCUGAUAAAAACACCAAGAUUUUCCGGUCCGUAUUCCGUUGUAUGCCUGAUAGCGAGGUGAAGUCCUGGAAAGAGUACAAAGAGUACGCAGCCUAUGGGGAUAAGUUUGCCGAGAUGCAGAGCCAACACAGCGCCAAGGCAUUCAAACCGCCUCAUCAACGACAGACAGGACCUCCCGGUACGGGUGCCAGCUGGGCCACCGGGCUGAAACAUAACGUUUCCGUGUCCCAGGCCGCCGGUGCAGGGGCUUCUGGAAUCGAACCGAAGGACAGACCAACAGGCGAAAAAUCCGAUCCUCUUUCAAAUUCAAAUGAUCGACCAGUGUCCGCGGGGCUGAAUCCAGAAACUACACCCCCAGUAGACGAGAAAUCGGCUCUGAAAUCAGCAAACACGGGUACCGGACGUCACGAGCGACACGACGAAGGUUGCUCUUCCGGAGAUGACCAGGAGAAGCCUCAAGUGAAUUAUUCGGAGGCAUUGAACCGCAACGCUACGACUCGAUCACGGCGACGAAGACGAAGGGCUACAACUCUCGGCUCUAAGCGGGAUUUCCAUUCAUCCGAUGAGAUUAUGGACAAGCAGCAUGCGGAAGAUCUCCUUAAUCAGGUUCAGGGGCACCUUAUCCUCUGGCCCUACGACUGGCUCGAGAAAGAAGAACAAGGUGGAAACUGGCUUUACACUCUGGAUCAAAUCUCUCCUCUGGAAAUUUACAAUUAAAUCUACCCCAUACCAUACAUACCUCCUCGAUUUCUCACGUCUUUCCAUUCCACCAAAAUCUCCUAUGUUCCCGGCCCCUUUUUGCACCCAUCCUGUUCCACUUGAUUAUUUUAGAGCGAUUGUUUGUACCUGCUUUGUUAUUUGAGUCCCUUUUUCCUCCUUGUAAUAUAAUGUUGGCCCAUAUAACUGGUGUGACUGAACUGCAUUCGUAACCCUGUUCAGCCUUUGCUUUGUUUUUUUAUAGCAAGCGGGUGUUCUAUCUAUCUAUACGCAGGUUUCUUCUUUAUCUUGUCUCGUUUUUUUUUUUUUUUUUUUUUUU
Aspergillus ochraceoroseus IBT 24754 is the source of this 5737-nucleotide messenger RNA. It is a transcript of the gene pld3, whose product is annotated as phospholipase D. Bases 1 to 5418 code for a protein of 1805 amino acids. Gene Ontology annotation, molecular function: catalytic activity; phosphatidylinositol binding. Gene Ontology annotation, biological process: cell motility. The transcript is spliced from 3 exons. Lineage: Eukaryota; Fungi; Ascomycota; Eurotiomycetes; Eurotiales; Aspergillaceae. The record is from RefSeq and is a predicted model, not a curated record.